Quercus lobata is the source of this 825-nucleotide messenger RNA. RefSeq lists its product as uncharacterized. NCBI's taxonomy places the organism in Eukaryota, Viridiplantae, Streptophyta, Magnoliopsida, Fagales, Fagaceae. The transcript is spliced from 3 exons. Gene Ontology annotation, molecular function: RNA-DNA hybrid ribonuclease activity; carbohydrate binding; nucleic acid binding. The coding region runs from base 1 to 825 and encodes 274 amino acids. The record is from RefSeq and is a predicted model, not a curated record.
AUGGCUGCUUUAGCGGCACGAGGAGGAGCUGUGCGUGACAGUGAGGAGGUGGAAGUGCUGGCGUGCCGUAAAGCGCUUGAGUUUGCCAUUGAUGCGGGUUUCACAGAGAUAGUACUGGAAGGCGAUAAUGCUUUGGUGAUGAAGAUGAUUACUCAGGCCCAACCAGACCUAUCACGACUUGGCUUAAUCUACGAAGAUAUCUGGUGUUUGGCUGCGGGCUUCAGGUCCAUCUCUUAUAAUUGUAUUAGGCGUAGUGCUAAUGGUGUUGCUGAUUCUUUGGCUAGGUUUGCUAGAUUACUUGAUAAUGAAAUUGUUUGGCUGGAGGAGGAUCCUCCACCUGCUAAGUAUUUUGUUGACAAGGUGUUGAAUAAGAAUUGCUUCGUAUUAUUUGCCAGAGAACUUCAUAUCGAAUGGUCUGACCAUCAAGAAUAUUGGCAAUGGAACCAAGAUAAAGAUAUAAGUGGUGAAGACAUUGAAGUGGCUGAGCUAUUACAUGUAACUUGGUUAGAGGUUAGAGGAACGAUUUGGACAGUUGAUCUCUCACCAGAAACUCUGUAUGAAAUUGUAUUUGUCGUAAAGAUCAUAGGUGGCAGUAUAUCGCAAUUUUCAAUGAAGCUUACUAUGACGUAUCCAAAUAAUGAAUCUAAAAAACACCAUGAAAGUUUAGAAGAAAAGCCUUUUGACGAGUGGAUUGAGAUCUGGGUGGGUGAUUUUAUAAUGUCACCAGAAAUAGUUGGAAACCUGAAUUUCUCUCUAGACGCAACAGAUCAAAUGUCCAAGGACGGACUUGUUGUGAAAUGUGCUAUCAUUCGACCGAAGAACUAA